This is a messenger RNA of Pseudogymnoascus verrucosus, 1027 nucleotides long. RefSeq lists its product as uncharacterized. The transcript is spliced from 2 exons. The record is from RefSeq and is a predicted model, not a curated record. NCBI's taxonomy places the organism in Eukaryota, Fungi, Ascomycota, Leotiomycetes, Thelebolales, Thelebolaceae. The coding region runs from base 399 to 923 and encodes 174 amino acids.
UCUCGAAGUCAGCACAGGUAUGUUUUAAGGAAGCUUGGCAAUUGCUAUUAUCAACCAAGGAGGGGACAAAAGUGUGGGGUACCGCGGCCCUGCGAUUACAAAUUUUGAUCUUCCCGCUCGUAUCUUUGCCCUAUGGCGGCGGGUAGCGGGGUAGAUGGAGCUUGCUUUGUCAGGAACGGAGGGUAUUGACCGAUCUCACUUUCGUAAAACCCGGUGGUGACGGAGUUGGUUGGAGUUUAGUUGAUAUGUUGUGUUUGGCCGGUCAGCACUAGUGGUGUAUAUUAUGGACAGAUGCCCGCCCCAAAGUGAAGCCAGAGACAUAUCUAUUCCUCAAGCCACGAGAAUAAUUACCAGAAAAUUGAACUUUUUAUAACGACAUCAGCCCACCAAUAUUCACCAUGACUUCCCUCUACGAUCAAUCCAUCCCGGUGCUAAUCAAGUACCUCAACAACGUCUCUGUAGUCCUCGACAAGUCCAUCGCCUAUGCAGACGAGAAGGGCAUUGCUCACGAGGAGCUCCUCACUGCUCGCCUGAGAGAUGACAUGAGGCCCCUUCCUUACCAGAUCCAGUCCAUGUCCAACACCGCUAAGUUCCUCUGCGUUCGCGCCUUCGGAAUUGAGAAUAUUGUCCUAGAGGACAACGAGGCAACCUUCCCCGAGCUCCGCGCCCGAAUUGCCAAGACGAUCGAGAUCCUCCAAUCCGUGGACCCGGCGAAGAUCGAUGCCAAGAAGGCCGUCGAGGAGCCUAUUAUCAUGGAGACGAAGAUGGGCAACUUCAGGUUUGAGAGCGGGCAGGCGUAUCUCAGCGAAUAUGCCAUCCCGAACUUUCACUUCCAUUUCUCGACGGCAUACUGCAUUUUGAGGAGCCUUGGUGUGCCAUUGGGUGCUAUGGAUUAUCUUAGCGGUGUCUUCCACAAGGUUUAGAUUUCAAACUUUAGGUUAGGAAAAUGCAUAUCAUGCACAGCGUCAUGAUUGUGGCUGUUGAGAAUCAAAAGAAUUAAACUCUUGUUGUCCUCUAUUAAUAAAAG